AGUAGGUCUCAGCCUACAUAUUGUCUUUGAAUUAAAUUAGAUGCUUUUCUGUGAAAGUUGAACCUGGUUGCAGAAAUAAAUCCGCAUUUUGCGGAUAGUUUCUGUAUUUUGUUCCUUCACUCAUGUCGAUGCUUUCUACUUGUUCACAUAAAGCUCAUUAAGCCUUAAAGUGAGCAGCUGCCCCCCCUCCGCUGUGGAGACGCACCGGUUGCGCACAGUUUGCUGACGUUGCCUGUGAAGCGGAGGCAGCUUCAUCGCCGCUUUCCUCUCCAGGGAAUCAACGUUGCUCUGAAAAGAUGUUCUUCUUUCAACAUGUGCUGAAGUGAGGAAGAUGGAGCAGCAGGUGGAGAACCAAAGCCAGUUGCUCAGCGCAGGGGCGCUGCCGGCCACAGUCCUAAUGGGAGUGGGGGUGGAUAACUUUAUCUCCCUCCUCAUAUUCGGGAUCAUCUUCAUCCUGGGGGUGCUGGGGAACAGCCUGGUGAUCACCGUGCUGGCGCGCAGCAAACCGGGCCAGCCGAGGAGCACCACCAACAUCUUCAUCCUCAACCUGAGCGUGGCGGACCUGUCCUACCUCCUCUUCUGCGUCCCCUUCCAGUCCACCAUCUACAUGCUGCCCACCUGGGUGCUGGGAGCUUUCAUCUGCAAGUUCAUCCACUACUUCUUCACCGUCUCCAUGCUGGUCAGCAUCUUCACGCUCUCCGCCAUGUCCGUGGACCGCUACGUGGCCAUCGUCCACGCCAGGAAAGCCUCGUCGAUCCGCGUGGGGAGGCACGCGCUGCUCGGCGUGGUGCUGAUCUGGACGGUGUCCGUGGUGAUGGCCGCGCCCGUGGCGCACUACCAGAGCAUCGUGGAGCGGGAGGACAACAACACCUUCUGCUGGGAGGUCUGGCCGGAGCAGCACAGGAAGAUCUACGUGAUGUGCACCUUUGUGUUCGGCUACCUGCUGCCGCUCUGCCUCAUCUCGGUCUGCUACGCAAAGGUCUUAAACCAUCUGCACAAAAAGCUGAGGAACAUCUCCAAGAAAUCAGAGUUGUCCAAAAAGAAGGUGGGUGGAAACACAGUUGAUGUUGAUCUGGGUCCAAGAGGUUAUGGGAGCAGCUCUAUGAACGCCACAAACACGGCUCCACUCCUGUCGCUUCACUGCCUCAUUCGGUCGGAGGAGCUUUCACCUCAACAUGGCGGACCUGAGUUCCAGGGGCGGGUUUCAGUGGAGAUGAGAGGAAGAAAGCCGACAGAGCGAGAGGACCUCCGCCUGGCAGAGGAGCUGGGGGGCCGGGGUCAGCGGGUACAGCUGCCCUUUGGGGGCUAA
Cyprinodon variegatus (sheepshead minnow) is the source of this 1309-nucleotide messenger RNA. RefSeq names its product galanin receptor type 1-like (gene galr1a). The transcript is spliced from 3 exons. Gene Ontology annotation, biological process: neuropeptide signaling pathway; positive regulation of cytosolic calcium ion concentration; negative regulation of adenylate cyclase activity. Gene Ontology annotation, cellular component: membrane. Lineage: Eukaryota; Metazoa; Chordata; Actinopteri; Cyprinodontiformes; Cyprinodontidae. Gene Ontology annotation, molecular function: galanin receptor activity. The coding region runs from base 332 to 1309 and encodes 325 amino acids. The record is from RefSeq and is a predicted model, not a curated record.